UGGCAUUUGGCUGCUGUAGUUCAAACAAUAAGCAGGUUGCUGUCGAAUAAGAAAGUACAUUCAUAAGAGCAAUAUAAAAAUACAUUCAGUCAAACAUAAACACAACUAUUACACAUCACAUCUAUUACAAAUAUUACAGCACUGGAAGUAAUAGCAACUGCGCAAUUUGCACAUUGAAACACAUUGAAAGUGAUACGUGAAAUUUGUUAAUCAAUUGUACAAUGCCAAAAGUAUAAUUGUCUGCAUGGGAAAUCAUUUGAGUGCCAGUAGAAUUGUAAGGAUUAACCGAGGCCGAAUUGCUUUCUUCGAUAGAACCAUCGAUUGUCAGGCGAAUAAAGUGGAGCCAGAGAUGGCUACGGCACUGGCAGCCAGUAAUUCCGCAGAGACAUCUGAUGAAGAAGGAGAGACUACAAUGAUGCACAUUGAGCAGUUGCCAAAUGAUCUGUGGAUAGAGAUUAUGUCGUAUUUAACGUAUUUGGAUCUGCAGCAGCUGCGACUGGUUUCUUGGCGUUGUCGUGAAUUAGUUAAUCGGCGUUAUUUCGCGACACGCGGCAGGGUGAUUGUGACAAAGGAGAAUCUGAAGGAUAUGAAGCAGCACGUGGAGAGCCACGCAUCGUAUAUCAACUUUGAGGACGUCGAGUUUCGCAACUUGUCACAGAGUCUGGAAUUGGAGCAGUUUCUGCGACUGGUGGGCAAGGAGGUCAAAUGCCUGCUGGUUCGUCACUCGCCCGUCUUCCGGAGCAUCCAUGGCAAGCUGCCCAAUUUGAAAAUGUUGAAAAUAGCCACGACUAGCUUUCUGGAUGAUGACAACAUGACCGUCGAUGGGAUCAAUAUGAAGCAGUUCCAUCAACUGGAUGGCUUCGAAUGUGACGGUGUCAGUCUAGACUCAAAUCUGAAGCUACUGAUGCUAUUGCAGUUGCGUCGCGUGGAGACCAAGGUUCGAUUGCGUCACCUGCUAUUUGAGUAUCGGCGCAACAAUGAGAUGGUCCUGCUGCAGGUGCUCUAUGACCACGCGCACACUCUGGAAAGCGUCGAUAUCUUCUUUAGCUGUUCGCCGGGUAUUGAAACAGAAAACUGGCGUCUGACCUUUGAGCGGAUGUACAGGUUGCGCACCUUAAAGCUCUCUGGCAACUGUCAUCUAAUGCUACUUCAAGUGAUUCUGGAUUCGAUACCAAAGACGGCUCAACUCAAGCAUCUUGAUCUCACCGGCAUGCUAUCGCUGACAAAUGAACUGCUUAUCCGAGUGGCUCGUAAGUGGCGUAAAACGCUGAGUUACGUGGAUCUCAUGUUCUGCGUCCAACUGGAUGUGCGCUGCGUGAAGGCGUUGCGUAAGAUGAGCGGUUGCCUGGAGUCGCUAACCAUGUCCUAUUGUCGUGCGAUGACUGGCAGAGGGUUGGUGGAGGGGCUUACCACCAACAUGAACAAUACACUGCAGGAGCUGUUUCUGGAGGAUGUCUGCUUCAUUGAUGAGAAUUCCAUGUGCGCUCUGCUGGAGCGAUUGCCGAAUUUGAGGAAGCUCAGCUUGGAUAACUGCCAAAAAGCAACCACCGAUCGCACUCUGGCCACAAUAUUCCAACACCAGAAGCUGCUGCGUGUGCUCAGGAUUGAUUACUGCAUCAAGAUCACGGAUAACGGCUUUAUCGGCUUUGGCAAGCAUCCGUACGCCAUCAGUCGCUUGCGAGGAUUGCGGGAACUAAAUGUCCGAGGAUGUCGCAAUCUUACCCACCGCCUGCUUAAGCGAGCUCUACGUCUGCCCGAGCUGCUUAGCCUGACACUGGACUACUGUAAUCGCUUGGAUACGAAAGGCAUCGCUGCACUUACCAUGAACUGUCCAGCGUUGGAGAUGCUGUCCGUGGCCAGUUGCUCAUUGCUGGAUGAUGUGGCUGUUCAGUUUGUUGUGCUCAAUCUGAGUCGUUUGCGCAGUCUCAAUAUUAGCAACUGUUCGUUGAUAACGUUGCAAUCGUUCAGUCAUAUUGCCAGAUAUGCGGACAAUCUGAGGGAGUUGGUGGCAUGUAGCAUUGAUGGGCUGGAUCAUGAGGCUGCUCAGAGUAUUCUGGAUCUGCAUCUGCCAGAAUUGAAGAAAGUGAUGCUAUAGCAGGAGAGGCUCGUUCACUGACUGGAUGAUAACAAUCCUCACGCCGGUUGGGGAACCGAUGAUGAGGAUGAUGCCGAGAUAAUUGAUAUUGAUGUAUAAAUAUGCAAUAUGAUUUAAUUAUCUCAAUGUCGCAUAUUUAAAUAUUCUAUUGUGCAAUAUUUUUAAGCAGUCUCACAACACAUUUUGUUUAGUAUGCUCGGCAUUUCCAAAUGUUUCUCUCUGUUACAAAUUAUAUUUACGUUAUAACCAUCAAAAUGUGAGACAAAUUGAGGUGAAAUUAUUGAGUUAUCUUAAAACUUAUUUAUGAUUUUUAUAGCAUUACAUUUAAAAUUAAGCUUACUAAGAUUCCAAUACUACUUGCAUAAUUCUUAAGGUUCUUGAGUCAGCAGUAAAGAAUGCCAAAAAAGUCGUAAUACUAACAUACCUCUAUAUACAUGAAACUAAACAUUUCAAACAACUUAUAACGAACCCAUAAUAUAUUUUAUAUAAAAUACCAGACGAUUAUGUUUCUAAUUUAUGUAGUGUGAUAAAAAAGAGUUAUAGAUAAAUGUUUUAUGUUUAUAUAAU
Molecule: messenger RNA, 2662 nt
Organism: Drosophila grimshawi
Lineage: Eukaryota; Metazoa; Arthropoda; Insecta; Diptera; Drosophilidae
Exons: 2
Coding region: 245-2095 (616 amino acids)
Biological process (GO): SCF-dependent proteasomal ubiquitin-dependent protein catabolic process
Cellular component (GO): SCF ubiquitin ligase complex
Molecular function (GO): protein binding
Source: RefSeq, a predicted model, not a curated record